GGGCAGAGCGGCCUGCGGUCAGUGUUGGAGUGGCGAUGGAGGGCGGCACAGUGAGGACGUGGUGUCUGGCGGUGCUGCUGCUGCUGCCGCUGCUGCUGGGGGCCCUAGCGGACCGCGCGAGCGAUGACGAGGACGGAGCUGAUGAUGCGGAAGACGAGUCGUCGACGCCGUCGUCGCUGGUGCAGAAGCAGGGCGAGCGGGUGAUGAGCGAGCAGGUGCUGGCGCUGCUGGACCACUUCCGGCAGGAGGACCCCAAGGGGCUGCCGGGCGCCCCCGUGCCCGAUCCCAUGGACAUCCCGGACAACACCAAGUCCUUCACCGGCGCCCGCAUCACGCUCAAGGAGUCCAAGGUCUACGGCCUGUCGCAGUUCCGCAUCGAGCAUGUCCGCACCAACCUCAAGGACACGCAGAUGUCGGUGGGUGUGAGCAUCGAGAAGCUGGAGGUGGUGGGCAGAUACACACUGCGCGCCUGGCUGUCGGGCUCGCACGGCCCCUACACAGUCACCAUGACUGGAGUCCAGGUGGAGGGCCUCGCCAUGCUAGAGGUGCAGCGUGACGGCAGCCUGGCUGCCGAGGAGAUACAGAUGGACAUCUCCUUCAGUGACAUCGACAUGAACUUCGAGAACCUCGGCUUCAUGGGCACUGUCUUCCAGGGAAUCCUGAACUCAGUGGGUACGUUCAUCUUCGACAGCAUCAAGCCCUUCAUCUUGAAAGAGGUCAACAAGAACGUGCGUGGCGACAUCAACAAGAACGUCGCCAAAAUUCCGCAGCGCUUCCCCAACUCCAUCUCUCCAUUUGACACGGCCAUGUUCGAUGUCCGAAAGAAGAUUCGGGAGAUGGGCUACGAUCCCAUGGGAGUGCCCAACUUCACCUGGGAGGGCGGACACGGAACUCUUGUGGUGGAUCUCUCCGGGAUGAUGAUGACCGGUCUGGCCACGUUCCACCGAGUGGGUGAGGUGACCAUCGACAUGGAGCGCAAGGUGGUGAGCGCGCAGAAGCUGAUGAAGGUGCGCCGGCGCGUGGUGGCCGCCUCCAACGGCACGUCGGGCGACACGGCCGUCUACGACGCGGCCGACAACAGCACGGCGAACGCGGCGCAGUUCGAGGAGGAGGUGGAGGAGCUGGUGGUGUUCGAGCGCCGCGUCGACCCCGAGGACGAGAAGUGGGCGCGCGAACCGGGCGUCUCCUUCAUCGAGGAGAGCAACGUGCUGACCGCGCACGCGCAGGUCGGCACCAAGCGGCUGCGCGGCUCCUGCCACUGGGACGCCAGCCUGGCCGGGCUCGUCACCAGCUCGGGACUCGCCAGCUUCACCGUCGACUACAUACAGGUGACGGUGAGCGUCAGCCAGCCGCUGGACACCCGCAAGCGGCCCACGCUGGACAGCCUGCUGGUCCGCAUCGGCAACAUCCAGGCGCGCAUCGACGGGCUAGGCACGGCCGACUACGUGGCCGAGCUGAUCGUGAACGUGCUGCCCAACCUGCUGCGCCAGCAGAUCAUGUCCGCGUUCGCCGAGCCGCUGCGCCUGCGCGUCCAGAAGGAGCUGCUCUCGAUGGACGUGGACCGCGAGCUGCGCCGCCGACUGCCCGAGAUGGACCAGGUGUUCGCCCAGCUGCAGCAGGAGCGAAACCAGUAGCCGGCCGUCUGUGGCCUCCCGCAGCAGUGACACUGAGAGCGAGGCUGUCCGACAGUGAGCUCACGCAUUACCCGACGAGGCCAACUGGGGUCCCAGCCAGAGGGUGUCCGUGACCGAGGAGCGCAUUGUCCGAUAUUUUGAGAACAUCAUAGUGUGCUAAAGGUCUAGCAACCUUUAAAUCAUUGGCUGUACCCACGCCAUCGACAAUACUUUUUGCGUCCUGUGUCUUGAUCUUCAUGUAUUCUCUGGUAAUAAGUGUGAAUCUACGUUUGGUCUAAACAAACCACUUAAGGGGGGUGGGACGUCAAACGGGCCGACUUGGAGCAGGAUAGGCAUCACAGGACAUUUUAAUUUCCAGUGUCUAUACUUUUACAAAUAAAUUCAUUAAACUUUGUCAACAUCACCAGGAAGGAUUCAGGAUUCACACUCAUUGCAGUGGAAGUUCGAAAACAUAACAAAAUAAAUUUUUUUUUGCGUGUGAAAAUUCAUCAUUUUUUCACUUACUAAUGGCUGCAUUUGUUGCUAUAGGUACAGUUUUCUUCAUAAGUUAGAGAGAUUCUUCGAUGAAUUUUGCACAGCAUACAUACCACACUUAGAGGUGCAUGAAACUCUAGAAUUUAUUUAAUUUAUGAAAAAACGAUUGAGCUGCUGUAUUUUAAACUUCAUGUUUAAAAAAACACAAAUUUUGUAGUUUAUUACCUCAAUUUUUACCACAGUUUUUAAUAGAUUUGGAAAAUUCUAGAGUUUCGUACACCUUUAAGUAUGGGUUGUAUGCUGUGCAAAAUUCAUUGAAGAAUCUGUCUAACUUAUGAAGAAAAGUGUACCUAUAGCAACAAAUGCAGCCAUUAGUAAGUGAAAAAAUGAUGAAAUUUCAUAUGUAAAAAAAAUUAUUUCGUUAUGUUUUACAACUUCCACUGCUAAGAGUGUGAAUUCUGAAUCCUUCCUGGUCAUGCUGACAAAGUUUUGUAAAUUUAUUUGUAAAAGUAUAAUCAGUGGAAAUUGAAAUGUCCUGCUCCAAGUCGGCCCGUUUGACGUCCUACCCCCCUUAAAGUAGUGGGCACCUCGCCUGUUCCAAUCUAAGGCCAGCCAUCUCUUCUACAGUCUUCUGGUAUCUCGUUUCCUUGUGGUUUGUCGUUUAAUACUUGUUUUGUUAGUCUGCCUCCUGUCAUCCAGUCAAUAUACCCUAGUCAUUCUCAGCCCCCUUCUUUUUAUGCCUUUGUCAACGAAAUAAAUUCCCCCCCUCCCCCCAGCUCUGAUGUCUCCAUUUUUCAUCUAAUAUCUCACACUGGGACCCUUUUGGGUGCCUCAUAAAUUUCAUUUCAGUGGUCAGCAUACGCGUUUCGUCAUGCUUUCGUGUUGCCGAGAAAGCUGUAGCCGUUGCUUGAUCAAAUUUAAUUUUUGUUUCGUCGGUUUCUUGGCUAGUGGUGUGUGUGUUGUGCCACGCACUACCUGAUAUGUAUUGCAUUUAUUCCAUAUGUAGAAUGCCUUUUCCGUAAAAGGCAACAAUAUUAAAUGUGCCCUCCACGCAUAUGUGGUUCAGAAAAUACAGUUUCAUUUGGAGAUCUUGCCCACUGUCUUACAAAAUUAUUUGGUCUCCAUCAAAUGCCGUUGUGUCUAUCCAGUUAUCUGUUCCUGUGAUAAUGUCCCAGUUAAUCUUCAUUCUCUGUUAUCAAGAAUGUCUUCAAUAAAAAAAACACCAAAAAGUGUGGGCGAUAAGCUAACCCAUGUCUCUUAACUCUGUUAAGUGGUAUGGUUCCAGUCUUCACUUUACUCAUGUUUAUUAUAAUUCUUGUUUCUCGAAUUAGGCUUGGGGUACUCUCGUCAAUUUAAAAUACUCCAUAAAAUAAAAUACUGUUACUUCAUUUUUUUCCUGAACACAUAACAGACACGUACUGUGAAUCAGUGAUUGCUGCCUACGAAAGUAUGUCGAUUAAUAUUGCAUGUCUUUUGCUAUUCACACCGACACACACUCAGGUAUGGCCAUACCACUGGUUCGUCUAUACAUCUGCGUUCCAUCGCGGUCGACAGGGAGACUGUAGCGUCUCUGCUUCUAAGUAUCCAUAAGUGGCCAACGGCUUCUCGAAUGGAGUACUAGAGAGCUGAGCACGGAAUGUGCAACUGUGCAAGUGACUAUAAGGUGAAUUCAUCCACAUAUGUGAUGCAGGUGUGCACUGCUCUGGGGGGAAAAAGGUCGCUCUUACCAAAUCUUCAGUAUCACACUUGCCGCAAGAAAAAUGUUGAUCAUACUUCUUUGCUGGUCGUGGUGAAAUCUCCUCUCCCCCCACCCUCCCGCCAUCCCCCCCCCCCCCAGCGCCCGCCACCCCCAUGUUCUCCACUCACCUCUAUCUAAUGUCGAAUCUCUAUAUUACUGUUAUUUAUUCAACUCAAACGCUUUUGCAAUACGUUCCAUUGCCUUCUCCUGCAGUGGUAACAACUGAACUGGUGUGUGACUAUUGGUAGCCAAGUACCAAGUUGACUCCUGCUAGUGUGGGACCACAGUUGGCUUUAUCGAGUAAUAGAUCACCAAAAAGUAAAAUUUAUUUUGCGGAAUCACUGCACUCGAGUAACAAAUAUAAGCUACAAUGAGUUAGUGUAUUAGGGAAAUCGUGUUGCAGUCUGUUGUGAAUGAACUUUAAUAACAUCAGCAGCAGCAACAUGACAUUAUUCAGCCAAAGAUGAAAGUACACUUUCAGACAAGAAAAAGGAGUGCUAUGAGAUACUGAUAGUUUAAUGGACCAUUUAACUGUAUAUUAUGGCGUGAAAUGUUUUAUUCUGUGUAUGUUAUUUAAAAGAUCUGUACCAACUUGAAAGAAGUAUUUUAGAGCAACGAAUGACGAAUUUCCUGUGCUGUAUAUCAUGCAUUUCUCCUCCUGUCUGUCGCAACAGGAAACUUAUAUUUUCCGGCGUCUUGAGGACAGGGGGACGGGGAACUAGUAUGAUGAGGUUCAGCAAGUAUAUCGUUGCUACUUAUGAGACAUGGAGGGGAAGGCAGAGAUUUUAACGGACGAAUUACCUACUGCGCAGCAGCAGCUGAACGUCUAACUGUUUUCUCCUUAGCAAUUUACAUUCCACCUGCUUGUCGUUUGUUUUGUUUUUUCACAAAUUGAACUUCCUGCAGUCCUCCCUUCAGACAAGACACAGUGAACAUGGAAAAUGUUCAUGAACUGAAAAUGAACAUGCAUUGAAAAUAAAAAUCCAAACAUAGUACUGAUGCUUCCUGUUCCAAAGUCGUGUACGUCACAUUCCAAAUACUAACAGACCACUGGCAAAAGACACUGACAAGUAGCAAUUGGUGCAGUCUGGAGAGACUCCACCAACCAUCUGCCCCUUCGCUGCUGUCUGUGGAAUGGUAGCUGUGCCACUCUGCCUUCUCGAUUCUUUGACGAGAAGAUGUAGUCUUCUAAUAAUGCUCCACACCUCAACAUAUAUGUUCCAAUGUCUUAUAAUUCUUAGUUUUUAGUACAUGUUCCUCAGUAACAGGUUAUUUUUCAUCCCAGGUGAGUAUUUCCAUCACAAAGUUUCUUUUUGUCAUGUUUUAUUGGGCCACUUUUUUGCCUGUCCGUCUGGUCGAUACAACUUUUGCAGGCGAUUUGAAAAUAACUUCCUGAUAAGCUAGAGAGUUGAAGUAAUAAACAUAGCUCAGAAGUGGAUAAAAAUGCAAUAUUAAGUCGCUUUCUUGUCGGUCUAUUCGGUAGGGGUGGGCUCCGGGGUGGAUAAAAUUCGUAAUGCCUGACAGCUAGGCUGCCCUGUAUGACCAGCAUGUUGUGCAGAUGGUGUCAGAAUGCUCUCCCAGUGGUAAGCGAGCAGACGAGCAUGACUCAGGACAGGGGGGGGGGGGGGGGCGGGGGAGAGGAGAUGAAUAUCCCAAAUUUUGCAAUUGAUUUGAACCUAUUUCUCAAUGACCUAGAGACUUGAAAUUUUAAACAUAGGACAAAAUGGAUGAGAGUGCAAUAUUAAAUCACUUUUUGUGUGGUGUGUUCUCCCAUUUUCCUGUUCCAGUCAGGAAUGGUUCAAAGGAAGAACGAUUGAUGGAAAGCCUCUCCGUGAGAUGGAAUAUCUCUCAUUUUUACCUUCUCCUCUGUAUGUAGGAAGCAAUAUAGCGAUUGAGUCAGGUGCAGAGAAACUAAAAUAAACAUGAAAUUUAUCACAUGGCUGUGUUGUAAUCUCAUAAAAUGUAUGAAAUAGCUUGAAAAAUUUCACACACAAAGACUAAAAAGUAAAAAUAAUUAUUUCAGUAAAAUUCAAUUUUUAAUACACCAACUUCUUAA
Messenger RNA from Schistocerca nitens (vagrant locust), 5902 nucleotides. RefSeq lists its product as uncharacterized. Bases 36 to 1634 code for a protein of 532 amino acids. The transcript has 6 exons. NCBI's taxonomy places the organism in Eukaryota, Metazoa, Arthropoda, Insecta, Orthoptera, Acrididae. The record is from RefSeq and is a predicted model, not a curated record.